AUGAAAAACAUAAGGAUACCUUUAUUUACAUAUGGAACAACUAUUGAUCAUAAUAGUUUGAAAGAAAUAGAAGAAUCUCCAUAAAAAUGCACUUAAAUUUAAUUGGAUGAUUCCUCAUUUAAAAUUUACAUAUGCAGCUUUACUGAACUCUGUCUAAAUAUUAUAAAUAAUAAGAAUCUUAUUUUGCUAAUAGAUUAUCAAGAAUUGAUUGAAUUUGACGAUAUGUUAUAGAAUAUAUUUGAUUUAAUAUAAUUUUCACAGUAAAAUUUAUCACUAAUUUAGAGCUAAGAAAGUACUAUGCUAUUUAGUAGCACAAGAAACAAUCAAGAAAGGACAAUGGAAAAUGGAUAUCAUUAAGAAGUAUGUUGAAAUUAGCACUCAGAAAUUCAAUUAUCCCAAUUAUCACUAACCUAAUUACAAUAUUUAAUUUAUUCAAUCUUCGUAAUCUCUAUUUAAUUAAUUAAACUUUUUCUAAACAACACCAAAGGAAAUAGAUUUUACAAAAAAUAAUAAUGCUUUGCUCUAAAUUUUAUCUCGAAACAAAAAUGAAUUAGAAGUUGCACUAAUCUAAGGGAUGAUAAUCUUAUACGAUCUUUAUUAUUUUGAAAACUAAACUGCAAAUAAUAAACCAAUUUAAAUAACCGAAAUAGAAGGCAAAGUGAAUUACAUCAAUUCGAAUGAAGAUAAACAAGUCUUUAGAAUUAAAAUCAGUGAUGAUACAGAAUUGAAAGAUCAAAAAUUCAUCUCUAAUAAUUUGAUCUAAGUCAAAUAAUUGUCUCCUCAAAUAGUAUUCUAACCUCGAUUUUUGUCGAUUGAAAAAGAAUAAGAAUUUUAUAUGAAAUAUAGAGACACCUCAGGAAUAUCUGCUAUCAUAGAAGGAGUUUAAUGUAUUUAUUAUUCUUAUUGUUAGAUGACAUCAAGAAAUUAGAAUUUUGUUCUAACAGUUAUGCCAAUUCCUUAAAAUUAACUUUGUCUAAUUCAAAAUUCGUCUACGCUUAACAAUUUUAGACUAGCAAAAAGAAUUUCAAUAUCAAUAGUUAAAUUUUGUAAUCUAUUAAAAUUAACUUUAGGAUAAUGAAUAAAACUACUGAUGACAUAGUUGCUUUUGGAAAUGUAGUUUAGGAUAAUUUUGAAAUUUAAUUUACUGAAAAAAACAACUUGAAUCAAGAUUAGAGGGAGUUAGAAUUAUUUUAUCUUCCAAUAAAUGAUGAAGAUAUCAUUGCAAAUGUAGCAAGAGGUGAAUAAGUAUAAAAGGGAAGUCACAUAAAUAAAUGCAGAAUUUGUAUGGAAAAUACAUCUAAUACAUUGUUGAUUCCUUGUGGACAUUUACGUUAUUGUUUUGAUUGCUAAUCUGAAAUUUAAGAGUGCUUAUUCUGUGAUACAAAAAUUUAAUCAAGAAAGAAGUUAGUUGUGAAGUAAGUAGAUCAAAAUAACAACAACUUAUUAAAGGAAUUGACUUGGAGACACUAAGACUUACUAAAAUUAUCAUUGCAGUAAAAUAUAAAUAUUGAAUAAAAUGUAAAAAUUAACCGAUUCUAAUAUGACAUUGAUUUCAGUUAAUAUUAUUGCUAGAAAUGCAAUAAAUCUAAAGGGACUGAAUUUGUUCAUUGUUAAUAGAAUCAUUUACUUAAUUAUUGUUUAGAAUGUUCGGAACACAUAAAUGAAUGUGAAUUUAAGGGUUGUAAAUAAAAAUUAAUUUGUAAAGGACAUAUAAAAUACAAUUUCGAUGAGUGA
Messenger RNA from Paramecium octaurelia, 1734 nucleotides. NCBI's taxonomy places the organism in Eukaryota, Ciliophora, Oligohymenophorea, Peniculida, Parameciidae. The record is from the annotation of a GenBank genome assembly.